GCGGGGCCCCGCACAAGAGCCGGCUCCGAGGGCCCAGCCCUCCCUGCGACAGCACCCAGGAAAGCGGCGGCGGCCGCGGCGCCUCCCAGGGCCCCAGCCCCUCGGGCCUCGCCCCGGCCCCGCCGGCUCUAGCCCCUCAGGGCGCGCGGGGCCUCCCUCUACCGACAGCCACCGGACCGCCCGACGGGAAAAAACUUAGCUGUAUCCAACAAUUCAGAUAUGGCGGAAGUGAAGUCAAUGUUCCGGGAAGUUCUUCCAAAACAAGGGCAGCUGUCUGUGGAAGAUAUAACCACAAUGGUGCUGUGUAAACCCAAACUUUUACCCUUAAAAUCUCUGACUCUGGAAAAAUUGGAGAAAAUGCAGCAAGCAGCCCAGGAUACAAUUCGCCAACAAGAAAUGGCAGAAAAGGAACAACAGCAAAUAACUCACUGAAUGAUAACUUAGCACUUCUACAGAAUACCCUUAGUAUUAACAAUAGCUAGAAAAUAAUUUGCACCUGUAUGCUGAGAACAGUGUGUGUUAAUAAAACUGAUAGUGCUUAUAAAUAUAAAAAUACCCAAGACUAAUGAAACUUGUAUUGUGAAUUUAGACACUGUGGUUUGUAUUGAACAUAAGCAAUUAAAAAAACUUUGAACCCAAA
Felis catus (domestic cat) is the source of this 640-nucleotide messenger RNA. It is a transcript of the gene BBIP1, whose product is annotated as BBSome interacting protein 1. Lineage: Eukaryota; Metazoa; Chordata; Mammalia; Carnivora; Felidae. The record is from RefSeq and is a predicted model, not a curated record. Gene Ontology annotation, biological process: receptor localization to non-motile cilium; cilium assembly. The transcript has 3 exons. The coding region runs from base 220 to 432 and encodes 70 amino acids. Gene Ontology annotation, cellular component: BBSome.